Molecule: messenger RNA, 861 nt
Organism: Plectropomus leopardus (leopard coralgrouper)
Lineage: Eukaryota; Metazoa; Chordata; Actinopteri; Perciformes; Serranidae
Gene: lbx1a
Product: ladybird homeobox 1a
Biological process (GO): regulation of transcription by RNA polymerase II
Cellular component (GO): nucleus
Molecular function (GO): DNA-binding transcription factor activity, RNA polymerase II-specific; sequence-specific double-stranded DNA binding
Source: RefSeq, a predicted model, not a curated record
AUGACCUCUAAGGACGACUCCAAAUGCCCAGCGGUGCUGGAGGAGCGGAGGCGCAGUCCUCUGGAUCACCUCCCGCCGCCGGCCAACUCCAACAAGCCGCUGACGCCUUUCAGCAUCGAGGACAUCCUCAACAAGCCGUCUGUGAGGAGAAACUACUCCCUGAGCGGAGCGGCGCACCACAUCUCCACCGGAGAGAAGCUGACCUCGGCGGGUCACAGCCUGUCCGGCCGCGCGCUGCUUAGUCAGACCUCCCCGCUGUGCGCGCUGGAGGAGCUGGCCAGCAAAACCUUCAAGGGCCUGGAGGUCAGCGUGCUGCAGGCUGCUGAGGGCCGAGACGGCCUGACGCUCUUCGGCCAGAGGAACACCCCCAAGAAGCGGCGAAAAUCCCGCACUGCGUUCACAAACCACCAGAUCUACGAGCUGGAGAAGCGCUUCCUCUAUCAGAAGUACCUGAGCCCGGCGGAUCGGGACCAGAUCGCGCAGCAGCUCGGGCUGACCAACGCGCAGGUUAUCACCUGGUUCCAGAACCGGCGGGCCAAGCUCAAGCGGGACUUGGAGGAGAUGAAAGCGGACGUAGAGUCUGCCAAAGUCGCGGGCACUGUGGCCUUUGAAAAGCUCUCCAAGCUGGCCGAGCUUGAGAAGUGCGCCGCCGGGGGUAUGAGCGGGGGGACUGUUCCCGCGCCGAGCCACACCGAAGCCGACACCGUGUCCUCCAGGUCCCACACAGACCCCACUGAGAACCUGGACUCAAGCAGAGCGCACACGUCGCCCCCUUCUCCCGCGUCGUCGUGGUACACAGACCGGCUGAGCAGCAAGUGCUGCUCGGAGGAUGAAGAUGAGGAGAUUGAUGUGGAUGAUUAA